AAAAAAGAAAAAGAAAACCCUCAUUUCCAUGUUCCUAUGAGAGGAGUGUAGCUCUUAUUUUAGCCAUACACAAAAGGUUAGCAAAUAACGGUUGCACUCUCUACAUCGCCAUGUCGUCGUCUUCUUCCCAUGCAUCAUCGUCAGAGAGUCACUGCUUUGAGGCCCUAUUAGGUUCUCUUCGUCCCUUCCUCCGCGGCGAGCUUGAAAAGGUAAACAUGAACCUUCCUUCUCUUAUCUCCCUCCUCCGCUCUGUUGGCGCCGGGGAGUGUUGGCACAAGCACAGCACCUUCCUAGAUCACCUCGUUGAUACUUACCGUAUUCUCAAAAUCUGGAAAGCACAAGAGUCGGUUUGUUUGUGCGGUUUAUUCCACUCAGCUUAUUCCAAUUCCUACACCAAUCUCGCAAUUUUCGAUCAUUCCAUUGGCCGUGAUGUUGUCCGUGGACAUGUCGGAGCGGCGGCAGAGAGAUUGAUUCAUUUGUUCUGUACCAUCCCUCGACAUCAACUAAUUCAUGAUGAUCUUCUUUUUCGCUACUCUGAUUCAGAACUCGUCGAUCACCUCAAAUUUUCUGACACAUCGCUGAAGAAUGCCCUGGAAAACGGAUAUUUCAACAACGAUGAAACGUGGAGGAAGAAACUGCAGUCAAUUCUUCCCGCUGAUGGCGUAACCGUAAAGCACAUCAAAACUGGAGAAGACGUAAUGAUUUCAAGGCGGGUAGUUGCAAUUUUUCUCAUGUUGACAAUAGCUGAUUUCAGUGAUCAAUUCUAUGAAUUCCAAGAUUCCUUGUUCGAAAACUCCAACGGACGUCUCGAAUUCAUAGGUAACAAUUACAAAACUCUCUGGCCUGGAAACGGAAAGCCUGGACUAUGGAUGAACUCUGCAUCAAGAAUGGGAGCGAUAUACUCCCUAAUCGUGAGAGAGGAAGCAAUUUUAGUUGCACACAGAAAGAGAAACGUCGAAUUAGGGUCAAAAACAGAGAGUUACGAGGAUUUAGAGCUGGUAAUCCCUCUAAUUUUUGAAAACUGUACGAGAAUUCUCGAUGCAAAGGAUCAAAUUAUAGCAAGAGAUUUGUAUUGGGAAGCUGUUUGUGAAAAAUCUGAAAGAAGUGAGGAGUUAUUGCUGAGAUGUGUGGAGAAGAAUCCAUUUGUUGGGGAGCCACAUGUGGCAUUGGGGAACCUAUAUUUGGGUGAGGGAAGAUUUGAGGAGGCUGAAAAGGAGGUUGAAGAAGGGCUAAGGCUUUUGUUAACAUGGGGCAGUGCUUGGGACAAGAGGAUGCCAUGGGAGGGAUGGAUUGCUUGGGGGAGAGUGUUGUUGAUGAAGGCUAAAGAGAGGAAAUGGCUCAACACAUCAUGGGGAAUUCUCAACUUGGGUCUUGUAAAGUAGACAAACUAAUUGAAUCAAACUUAUGAAUUGUAUUCAUAAAUGGUUGUUUGUGCUCUAUCAUUUGUGUCAGAUUAAACUAUUGAUAAGUUAUACCAACUUGACUAAAAUCUUCAAGGUUUGAAUAUCUUAUUUUAAAUGUUGUGUUGAGUUCAAAAAUAAAAUUACAAUAUUGAUACAUCAU
Messenger RNA from Benincasa hispida (wax gourd), 1563 nucleotides. RefSeq lists its product as uncharacterized. Lineage: Eukaryota; Viridiplantae; Streptophyta; Magnoliopsida; Cucurbitales; Cucurbitaceae. The record is from RefSeq and is a predicted model, not a curated record.